Molecule: messenger RNA, 1917 nt
Organism: Capsicum annuum
Lineage: Eukaryota; Viridiplantae; Streptophyta; Magnoliopsida; Solanales; Solanaceae
Product: probable LRR receptor-like serine/threonine-protein kinase At1g53420
Exons: 9
Coding region: 603-1706 (367 amino acids)
Biological process (GO): protein phosphorylation
Molecular function (GO): protein kinase activity; ATP binding
Source: RefSeq, a predicted model, not a curated record
GGAUUCAAUGAAGUAUAUUAUACCUAAGGUAUAUGAGAUAGAAAUGUGUCAAGGACUCUGUGAAGCAUUAUUGGAGGUUUCAGCUUUAUAAAGUAGAAUUUUUUAAGAAGGAAAGUGACAAGAAAAUGAUUGAUCUUUUAACUUUUUUUGUAUAAGAUAAGCUAUGCUAUGCUAUGCUGUAAGGGCCCAGAAGUGGGGAAAAAUGAAAAAGUGAGGAAAAGAUUCAGUACCACAAAUCCACUAACAAAAAAAGGCAUAUUGUUAUGUGAAAAUUAAAGCAACUCGUGAUUAGCAUGGAAGGUGUUUGAUUAAAUGACUGAAAGAGUAUUCAAUUAAAAAAGACUGCAGCAGCAGAGUAGGGAUGUUACUUUCUUUCUUUUUCUCAAUAAACAAAGACCAUUAGCAAUGGAUUGUGGAAAAAUUUCAUCUUUUUGCUGUAAAAAGACCUGUAAGAUGAGUACAGUGGCCUAGUGAAGGGGUCGAGAAUUCGAAGUUUUAUGUUCAAGUUCCAAUAAAGACGAAAAAACACCAGAUCGAUUAUCAAUCCGAAUAUAUGGACAGAUAGAUUAUUGAUCCGACAGAUAUACACAAAUCGAUUAUCAAUGUUAGGUCGCAAAGAGCUAGAACCCGUUCAAUUGUACCCUGGAGGGCUUUACAACUACCGGAAAAUUAAAGCUGCCACAAAUAAUUUUCAUGUUGCGAACCGGAUUGGCGAGGGAGGUUUUGGGACUGUCUAUAAGGGCACUCUUUCGAAUGGGACUGCCAUCACAGUUAAAAAGCUUUCGGCGACAAAAGAAGGAAUGUGGGAGUUUGCGGAAAAGAGUCGUGCAAUUGCUGGCAUAAAACAUCCAAAUCUUUUAACACUAAUGGGAUGCUGUGCAGGAAAGAACCAACUUCUGCUUAUCUAUGAGUUCAUUGGAACUACGUCUCUUGAAGAUGCCUUAUUUGGUUCAGACGAUGAACUUAGAGCAAGACUCGAUUGGCCAACAAGAUAUAGAAUAUGUCUUGGUCUAGCAGAAGGUUUAGCUUUUCUUCACGAGGGCUCCAAACAGGAAACUAUACACGGGGACAUUAAACCAGCAAACAUUAUUCUUGAUGAUGAUCUGAAUCCGAAGAUACAUGGUUUCGGAUUUGCGAAGCUCUAUCACAAGCAAAAAUCAGAAGGAUCAAUCAGGUUAUACACAGCGCCAGAAGUUACAUUUCGCCCCUUAGAAGCUAGAACGGAUGUGUAUAGCUUUGGAGUUGUCAUGCUUAUACUUUUCAGUGGAAGGAAAAUCAAGACCCCGAGGGCAGGUGGUGAAACUAUAUACCUCGUGGAUGAGGCCGAAAAAAUGGAUCGGAGGGGAACUCUAAUGGAACUAGUCGAUCCUAAGCUGAGUUAUGACUGGGAAGAAGCGGAGAUGAUUCUACGAUUAGUAAUGCAUUGCAUAGAUUCACCGCCAUACAGACCAACCAUGUCUGCAAUCGUGAAGAAAUUAAAGAAGGGACACUCAAUCCAGACCAUUUUGACCAAUGCGGAACUUGUUGAAUUGUACCCUGGAGGACUUUACUACUACCGGGAAAUUAAAGCUUCCACAAAGAAUUUUGAUAUCGAGAACCGGCUUGGCGAGGGAGGUUUUGGGACAAUUUAUAAGUUAAAAAACUUUCGGCACCAAAAGAAGGAAUGCACGAAUUUGCAGAAAAAAGGCGUGCAAUUGCUGGCAUAAAACGUCCAAAUCUUGUAACUCUAAUGGGAUGCUGUGCAGGAAAGAACCAACUUCUGCUUAUCUAUGAGUUCAUUGGAACUACGUCUCUUGAAGAUGCAUUAUUUGGUAACGUCUUCCGUUUAUGAAAAAUCUCUUUGUUAAGCCUCCGUAGUUGUACAAAUAAAACUUGAGCUUUGUUUACUUACAGGUUCAGACGAAGAACUUAGAAAAA